AUGACAAUGACAAUAACGACAGAGCCACUAACGAGAGUGCAACAGCUGAUGCUUCAGCGCCUAAUGGCAGCCCAUUGUUUGGACGACAAAGCCACCAAAGCACUACUAACAGAAAUCCAUGGACUCAUGUCACAGACGGGCACCCAAGACUCUCCGCAAAGCCUAGAAGAAUGCUUCGCGGAUAUUAACCAGCAACUAACGAAAGGCUUUGGCUUAGAGAUUGCUACGGUCGUUUUGGAUCGGCAAAAGUAUCAUUCCAUCAUCAAUUCUCAUGCUGAUGAAGUCUCCAAGUUGUCUUUUGAUAAACACUUUGAUGCACACGAUCGCCAAUUCAUUCUGUUGAUCAUGAAACACUUGGUUGAAAACCACCCAUCAGUCACCGGAGAUAAAUCCAGCAAUGGUGCUCCAAGAAAGGAUCUCUACAAUUUGAGAGGUGACUUGCAAGGACCCUACAAGCUUACCUUGAACGCGGCAGAACAUGUUGUGGAAUCCUUGGUUCAGCAGCAGUGGUUGCGCAUCACUAAGAAUGAUGACGAUGAUCGACGUUCAUCGAUGCAAGCCAACUUGGAAUUGGCUCCACGCUCCUAUUUGGAGCUGAGUCAUUUGCUGGUGGAUAUUGGAGUUUCUCAAGACGAUCUACCGCAAUUUUUGUUUCACCGUCUCUAA
Messenger RNA from Cylindrotheca closterium, 666 nucleotides. The record is from the annotation of a GenBank genome assembly. NCBI's taxonomy places the organism in Eukaryota, Bacillariophyta, Bacillariophyceae, Bacillariales, Bacillariaceae.